GAGCCCGCAGGGCCGGGGCACUGGGGGAGCCCUCAGGUGCCGCCUGGGGCCACAUGCCACCCCCUUGCCCGGAUGUUUGACCCACAGUGGGAAAAGGCCUCUGCCUCCAGGUUGGAUGUGAAUGGACCAGACCUGGGACAGGGCCCCUGGGCGUCCACCAAGCGUGGCCAGUGUCCAAGUGCGGGAGCUGAGUUGGCAGGGCCUGCAUAACCCCUGCCCGCAGAGCAAGGACCCCGGCAGCCAUGGGGAGAGCCAUGGCAAGCGGCUGGUAGAGGAGUACCUGUCUCCUGCCCGGCUGCAGGCCCUGGCCCAGGUGGAUGACCUCCGGCUGGUGAGCAUGCUGGAGAUGUGCGUUGAUACCCGUGAACAUAGCCUGGGGAACUUUGGGGUGCACCUGCCCAACCUCAGCCAAUUGAAGCUGAAUGACAGCCGCCUGGGCUCCGUGAGAGACCUGGGCACCUCUCUGGGACACUUGCAGGUACUAUGGCUGGCUCGCUGUGGCCUGACUGACCUGGAUGGCAUCGGCUCCUUCCUGGCCCUGAAGGAGCUGUACGUCUCCUACAACAACAUCUCGGACCUCAGCCCGCUCUGCCUGCUUGAGCAGCUGGAGGUGCUAGACCUGGAGGGCAACAACUUAGAGGACCUGGGGCAGGUGCGCUACCUGCAGCUGUGCCCAAGGCUGGCCAUGCUCACCCUGGAGGGCAACCUGGUGUGCCUACGGCCAAGCCCCUCCGACGAGGUGCCCCAGGGCUACAACUACAGGGCUGAGGUGAGAAAGCUCAUCCCCCAGCUGCAGGUACUGGACGAGAUGCCAGCCACGCAGACAGGCCUGCCAGCCUCCUGGAAGCUGGACCAGGACUGGCUCAUGGUGAAGGAGGCCAUCAAGGAGGGCAGCAUCCUGGAUGGCCUGUUCCCCAAGCUGGGCACACCAGCUGCUCACCUGGCCUCUGGCAAAGGCUGCCCCAGGAGAGGUCAUCCCCACUGGGAUUCCAUUAGAAGAAUCAGCCCUGAGCUGCCCCUGCCUGAGCCCCAGUCACCGGCCCCCAGGCCUUGGCCCCUCUCCCUGCUGGUCCCCAGGGGACCGCUGCUGGAAGGUCUGCUUCCCAAGGACCCAGCGCCAGAGGACGAUGCCAGCAACCUCACCCACGGCUCUGGCCAAGUCCUCUGCGGAAACCCCACCAAAGGCCUCCGGGAGCGUCAGCACAGGUGCCAGGCCUGGGUGCCCCCAGAGCAGCUGCCCCCACACAGGCCUGAAGACCUGGCCGCCAGGGCCUCCACCCCAGGGCCUGACCCUGCAGACAGCCGUGACCUCUUGGCGUUAGCCGGAUUUGGGGCAUGGAGGGAGCUGCAUCUGCGCCCCCUCCCCCAUAGGCACCUGGAUUCCAGGCAGAAAGGGGCAGCGACAUCCUGGGGUCCACAGAGGGGCCCUGAAGAGCAAGAGGACAAGGCUGGGCCCAUGGCCUUGCCCAGCUCCCCAAGCCCGACCCCAGGGCCUUCCAGGACCUUUGGCUAUAACCUGCUCCCCUCUCCCCCCAAGGUCCCCAUGCCACCUGAUUCCAGCAGCAGCUCCUGGAGGUCCAAAGACCUGCAGUUCCGGGGGCGUCAGCUCAGAGCCCUGGGCCACCCGGGGCCUGGCUUGGGUCAGGGGCUGGCUGCAGUGGCUGCUCUGAGAUCAGCCCUGGAGGUGGCCUCAGGCCCGAGCCCUCGAGCCCAAGGAUGUCCAGGCCCAAAGCCAGCACCAGACCCAGCAGCCAGCCCACCAGCCCUGUGGUGCCUGCCACACCUGAACCCUAUCACCCCAGCCCAAUCCCACCCCUAGUGUAAACCCCCACCCACUGCCAACUGGCUGGGACUAAGGCCGAGGGGCCCCAGCUUGGUUGUGGAGCCUCGUGGAACCCGGAGCAUCUGGGGGGAGUGGUUGGGGGUAGGAGGUGGGCCUGGCACAGGAGAGGCCCUUCUUGCUGAGAGAAAUAGGGCC
This is a messenger RNA of Miniopterus natalensis, 1978 nucleotides long. The record is from RefSeq and is a predicted model, not a curated record. NCBI's taxonomy places the organism in Eukaryota, Metazoa, Chordata, Mammalia, Chiroptera, Miniopteridae.